AUGUCAUCUGAAGCUACACCUGUAUCAACAACUACUUCCAAACCUCACAAAGAUGGGAAAUCAACUCAUUUGUUUGUUUUAAUUCAUGGCUUAUGGGGCAGUCCAAAUCACAUGCGCACCAUUGAACGAUAUAUAAAAGAAUCAUUACCUAGCACUACAACUGAUGAAAUAACCACACUUAAACCAGCAAGUUUUAGAUUUUGGAAAACAUACGAUGGCUUAGAUCUCAAUUCACGAAAAAUCAUUACAGAAAUCUUUUACGAAAUUGAAUCAUUACGUGAAAAGAAUGGUUUAACAGUUACCAAAAUUAGUUUUAUUGGAUACUCAUUGGGUGGAUUAUUGGCACGUUAUGUCAUUGGACUUUUGAAUGAGUUGGAGUUUUUUGAACAAGUUGAACCAGUAUUCUUUUCCACAUUCGCUACACCGCAUAUGGGAGUUGAAUUUUUCCGGGACAAUAUAUUUGAUAAUGUUGCCAAUAUAGUUGGUCCCUUUUUGUUUGGUAAAUCAGGUGGUCAGCUCUUUUUAGCUGAUAAUGAGAAAAUCUUGGUCAAGAUGGCUGAUCACAAGCAAAAAUUUUAUCAAGGAUUGGCUAAAUUUCAAAAACAUACGUUGUUGGCAAAUGUUCGAAAUGAUAGAACGGUGGCAUUUUUCACAUCCUUUAUAACCCUGUAUUCUCCAUUUGAUGAAUUUGACUUGGUGAAAAUAAAGUACUUGAAGAACCUCCCAGAGACGAAAAUUGCUGGUAAACUAGUUAGACCCAAAAUUGUUGACUUGGCAAGGUCACAUAAAUUGGCUCAUGAUGAUUCCAAAUUGUUUCCUGGCAAUUUACAAGAGGAGACACCAUUUGUUCGAAAGAAUAAAUAUGCACGUGUGUUGGUGAUUGUUGCUUUAGUCAUGUUGAUUGUGCCCUUGUGGAUCCCGUUUAUAUUGACAACAAGCACAAUGGUGUCUGUAUACAGUUUUGUCAAAGUGAGGAUUCAUAGACUUCCUAAUAUCAAGGAGCAUUGGUCAAGAGUUAUAAAUUACGUGUACAAAGAUAAACCUAUGGAUCCUCAAGAUGCGGAAGCUAGUCAAAAACAACGUGAAAAGCGUAAGCAAGUUGCUCAGCAUGAAAGCUUUAAAGGCGAUACUUCACACAUUACUGAAAAUGCAAUGGAAGGAAUGCUUUAUGCAGAAGAACACUUUUUACAUAGAAGCAAGAGCUCAGGGUCAGUGAUUCCAGAAGGUGAUGCAAACAAUGAAGAUUCAGAAGACGGGGAGGAUAGCAACGAAACUAUAACCAAUGGAGUUGAAAAGGACACUAGCUUGCAAUCGAUCUAUCCCGAUAGCCGGACAUCAGUUAAACUGGUUGAAAUUAACUUUAAAGCCAAUGAUGAAAUUAUGCAGACGCAAUCGCUGCGCCUUCAAGACAACUCGAAAAUUUCUUUGUUCACAAAGGAGUCGGAAUUAAAGUUGGAUGAAGAAAAGAGAUACAUCAUGGACUCUUUGAAUGAGUUGAAUUGGAUCAAAAUACCGGUGUUUCUUGAUGUUUGGAAUUCUCAUGAUGGCAUUGUUAGUCGGAGAGGUCCUAAAACCAACCCUAAAGGAGCAGCCACCAUUGGAGUUUGGGUUUCGAUAUUGAGGAAUCACUUGCAGGAGGAAAGGGGAGCCAAAUCUUUGAAGACUUAG
Lodderomyces parapsilosis is the source of this 1668-nucleotide messenger RNA. Its product is annotated as putative hydrolase. The coding region runs from base 1 to 1668 and encodes 555 amino acids. The record is from RefSeq and is a predicted model, not a curated record. NCBI's taxonomy places the organism in Eukaryota, Fungi, Ascomycota, Pichiomycetes, Serinales, Debaryomycetaceae. The transcript has a single exon. Gene Ontology annotation, molecular function: monoacylglycerol lipase activity.